GCCACGUGUCUUAGAACUUCUCUUUCAAGUCACAUCAGUUUGAGGAAUCAAAUCUAACGUUAAAUACUCAGACCCCUGCUUCUCAUCCUCUGCCAACCAAAACCGUUUUCUCAUUUGCCGCUUUGCAAAUUUCAUCAGAUUCAGAGCCCGUUUGAUUUUCUUGUUCUAAAAUCGCGUCCUUGUUGAAGAAGAAGAAGAAGUUGCAGAUAUGGGUCGUUUCUGGACCUUCCUUACCUAUGUUCAUUCAGCAGCUGGGCCAACAGUGAUGUUGCUCUAUCCUCUAUAUGCUUCUGUAAUGGCAAUAGAAAGCCCUUCAAAACUAGAUGACGAGCAAUGGCUUGCAUAUUGGAUCCUAUAUUCGUUUAUCACAUUGGUUGAGAUACUUCUUCAACCCAUCCUAGAAUGGAUACCAAUUUGGUACAGCGUGAAGCUUGCAAUUGUAGCAUGGUUGGUGCUACCUCAGUUCAGAGGGGCUGCUUUCAUAUAUGAGAAGCUUGUGAGGGAGAGAGUGAUCAAGAAAUACGGGGCAAUUAGCAACCAUGUCCACAAGGACAAGUCUCCAAAUGGCAAAAGCAAUGGCAAAAGCAAAGGCAAAAAGAAGUUUGUGGAUUUCAUUACUCCUAAAAAGAGUGAACAUGAAGCUUAUUGAAGGACAGAAGAAUUUCCUGCCGGCCUUGUUUUCUUUCUUUCUUUUUUUUUUCCCACUGUAACACUUUCGGUUUCUUUAUUAUCUUCUUUUGUCUGUGUUUCAAGAUCUUCUUCUUCCCUGUAUAAAAAACCCUGUCUACAUUGUAACU
Messenger RNA from Coffea eugenioides, 797 nucleotides. RefSeq names its product HVA22-like protein e. Bases 209 to 649 code for a protein of 146 amino acids. Lineage: Eukaryota; Viridiplantae; Streptophyta; Magnoliopsida; Gentianales; Rubiaceae. The transcript has 5 exons. The record is from RefSeq and is a predicted model, not a curated record.